ACCCAAACACACAUAUAUCUUUCUUCAUUUGAAUUUGGUAAGUUUGAAUAAUGAGUGUAACUUUUGUUGAUGGUCUUGCGGUGGAGGCAUUUGUGAAUGAUACCAAACCUUUUAACCAUUGGGUCGAUGAAAAGUUCGAAUCACUUGAUCUAGAUAACACAGGAGAGUUGUCACGCGAAGCAUUAGAAAAUAGGCAAGGAAAGUUUGGAUCACAGGAGUUUGAGUUGCAAUCUCGAAAUGAGAUACAUAAUUUGUACAAUGCCAUUUUUGAGAGAUUUGAUGUGGAUAAAAAUGGAACCAUUGAUCGUGAAGAAUUUAGAGAAUUGAUGAAGGAGAUAAUGUUGGCUAAGGCACGUUGUAUAGGGAAAUCACCCGUCCUCGUUAUUCUUCAAAGAGAUAGCUUGCUUAUGAGAGUCGUUCAACAUCUUUCUGAUAGUAGAUAGAAAAAAAAAAUCUUCACUUGCUUUAGAUGUUAGAGAAGCAGAUUGUAUAUGUUUUACGUUUUACGCAUAUACUUCACAAAAUUUAGAGGAUACAGAGUGAAUCCAAAAUCUAAUUCUUAAUCGUGAUAUAUGAUACAUCUAGCAUGUCAUAUGAUGUUUAUGUUGUUUAGGACUUGUAGAAUGC
Messenger RNA from Cuscuta epithymum, 627 nucleotides. NCBI's taxonomy places the organism in Eukaryota, Viridiplantae, Streptophyta, Magnoliopsida, Solanales, Convolvulaceae. The record is from the annotation of a GenBank genome assembly.